AUGGCGGACAUAAUCAUGACCCGUCCAGCCGGUGUAGCGGGCACGACAACCUCGCCGCCUGCUAUAACAUCUUUCCCGAGAAACCCCCUGACAAAGUCAUUUUCGCGCCCGAAAGACUGCACCGGCGUCUCCAAGUCAACCUUCCUCGCCAUGAUGGACCUCAGUUCGACCUGCCUGCCCCCCGGCCUCAAGACAGAGUCAGACGCAUACUUUUCGCCCGGAAUCGCCUGUCCUUCCGGCUAUGUCAGCGCCUGCCACGACAAUAACGGAGUCGCGUCCCUGACGACCGUCACAUGCUGUCCGACGCUCAACCGCGAGGUGAGCCUCUCCUGCGUCGACGACAGGACGCUGCAAGGCGUAUGGAAAACGUUGUUCUGCACCUGGAUCGCGCCCAAGACCAAGACCACGCUCCCGGUAACCUUGAGCCAAAACGGAGUCACAAGCACCGAAAAUAUGGAGUUCUCGAGCCCCGACGGCGUGAACGCGUUUGGCAUUCGCAUGGUAUACCAGAAGACGGACACGGACACGCCGACAGCGACGACCACAAGCAGCGGCGGCACAGGACAAACAACAAGCAGCGAGCCGAUAGAAUCAGAAACAAGCACGCCCUCGCCAGACGACGAUGGGGGGCUCUCCACGGGCGCAACGGUGGCGAUUGGCGUUGUCGUCCCGGUUGUGGUCAUUGCGGCGUUGCUUGGGAUCCUGCUUUGGUGGCGGAGAAGGCGAAGGCAUCACCACAGCCAAACCGCCGACGGCGGUGGCGGCGAGCUGUACAAGUACCAGCCGCAGCAAACGGCGGAGCUACACGGGCAGCCUAUGCAGGAGCUGCAGGGGAGCGUGGUCGACCCUGUUGAACUGCCGGGGUCGAACCCGCAUCCGAGGCGGCCUUGA
Molecule: messenger RNA, 891 nt
Organism: Purpureocillium takamizusanense
Lineage: Eukaryota; Fungi; Ascomycota; Sordariomycetes; Hypocreales; Ophiocordycipitaceae
Exons: 1
Coding region: 1-891 (296 amino acids)
Source: RefSeq, a predicted model, not a curated record